Messenger RNA from Drosophila innubila, 415 nucleotides. RefSeq lists its product as uncharacterized. The record is from RefSeq and is a predicted model, not a curated record. Bases 70 to 312 code for a protein of 80 amino acids. The transcript has 2 exons. Gene Ontology annotation, biological process: 2-oxoglutarate metabolic process. NCBI's taxonomy places the organism in Eukaryota, Metazoa, Arthropoda, Insecta, Diptera, Drosophilidae.
UCAGCUGUUUUGACGUAACAUUAGCUCAAUAAUUUCUUGUGUUCAAAAACUGUUUAAUAAAAUAAAAUAAUGCGUCCAAAUUUAGUUUUGUUGACAAAACGUAUACCGCUCAUACAGUUUCGUAAGGGCGGUCUGGCAGUGGCCAGCAAUAAGCCGGGCCCCAGUCAGCAGGCAAGUUCAGGGGAAACAGGAGGCAAAAAGAUUACGGAUCAAACGGCCAUCGAGGAUUGGCAGCUGCCAGCACGUUUUGCACGGAAACCAAUUGAUCCAUUGGAGGCAGCAUAUAUUAAUAAUGGCGGCGUACCGAAUUAAUAAUAUAUGUAGUUUACAAAACGCUAGAACAGCUGGACUUUAAAUAAAUUAUUGCAAUACCUAAGGAAUCAUUAAUAAACGAAUUGUACUGUAUUGCUUGUAA